UACCCACUUAUUGAUUCUGUGAUGUGAUAUAUGUCGUUUUUGUUGUAUUGGUGUUUUAAAGUUUAUAUAUCUUGUUUGUGAUAUAUUUCGUUUUUCUGUUUGCAUGCUCAUUCACUGUAAUGCUACGUUUGAAAGACAUUUGUAUGUUGAACCGUAUCUUCUCUUCAAUGUCUCCGUUUUGUGUGCUUAGUUGACUUGUAUGGUCGGACUUGGAGAUAGAGGUCCUUUGAUAGUGAUCGCUGAACAUCAUUCUUAACAUCACUUUAUCAUUUGGUUCAACGAAGGUCGAGAUUGAGGAGUCGAGAGCUUUUACACGAAACGUCUAGUUAAUCCCUUUUUAGAGCAUCUCAAACCCACCCCUAUAUUUGCUUCUAUAUGCUAUAAUAGAGGAAAAUCUACUCCACCCCAUCUCUAUUUCUUCUUCUAAAAUAGAGAUUGCUAUUUUCUCCUAUAUUUAGAGGAAAAACUAGCAUUUCUCUAUAAUAGAGACAUACUUUUUUAUUUACACAAGAAUCCUUUAACUUUUUGUGAUUAUAAUUAAAAUACAUAUUUAUGUAGAAAUACAUGAUUUUUACAUAUAAAGCCUAAUUAUCUUUUGUUUACAUAAUAUUUUUUACAGUUAUAAGUAAAUAAAAUAAAUAAAUAAUAAUAUUAUUUUAUGUGAAAGUCUAAUUUUUAACAAAUAAUACUUAAUUUUAUAUUUAAUACUAAAAUUAUUAAUUAUAGUUUAAUUUCUAAAAAAUCUACAUAAACUUUACAUAUUGAUAACAUAUUUAUUUAAAUAUUAAUUAAUACAACAUAUUAAAACGCCUUAAUAUUAUGGUAAAUUACUUCCAGAUCUCCAUAAUGAUGGUUAGAUAAUGUAUACUUUGUUUUACUAUUUUUUUGUUUAAUGUUUUUUGUAACAAACUGUUUAAAUUAAAUAAUAUUGCAUUUUUAUGAAAAAAAAUCUAAAUGAUAUAAUGAAUGGGUUAAUUUUCAAUAUUUAUAAGUUAAAAGGUGUUAAUUGUAAAAUUUUAAAAGAAUCUCUUAAGAAUAUUUCUUUUUAAAAGAUAAAAUAGAAGAAUACAUUGGAAAGAAAUCCACAUCUAUUAUAGAGUUACUCUAUUAUAAAGGAAAAAAAUAGAAAAAUACAUUGGAGAUGGUCUUACAGAUAUACAACCUUAGGAGUUUAUUGAAACCAAAGCAAACUCAGCACAAUGGGACUCCUUACAGUUGAUACUACAAAGAGAUUAUUGAAUCAAAUGAAAUGAAUGAAUGAAUUUAGGAAAGUUUGUUACAAGAAGUAUAUAUAUACACGGUUAAGUUAUAGGAAACUUAAACCAUGUUGGUUAUCUAGUAAACCGAUAUAGUAUAUUGAUGGUUUAUGAUGAACUCGGUCUGGAUCAUAAUAUCAGAUCACGAGUCUCUACCAAACAAAGAGUCCUUUCGAUCUCUGCAUGUUUGUAUUGACUUUAAGGGGGUGUUAAUGGGACUCGAAGCGAAUCCAAAACGGGUGAUCCGUGCGUUUCAGACAUCAAUCGCCAAACCUCACUUUUCCAGACCGAACCGAACCGAAUCGACCCUGAGUUUUCCAAAUUUUAAGUAACUGCAUAAACCGGUUAAUUCUCAUCGACUCCUGUAAUUCGUCUUUCACUACCAAACCGGACAUAUUGAUGGUUUAAUGAGCUCGGUCAUGAGUCUUUCUGCCAAACAAAGAGUCCUUUCGAUCUCUGCAAAAUUUGUUUUUGACUUAGGGGAAGUCUACUAGUUGAAGCGAAGAAUCCAAAACGCGGUGAUCCGUGCGUUUUCAGACAUCAAUCGCCAAACGUAUGCAUAACUGGGUUAGAGCUUCCUCUUCCGAUUUCACCGGAACUCCUCCACAGCCUAGGAGUGGACAUACAGCUGUCAAUGUCGGAAAAUCCAUGGUCGUGGUGUUCGGCGGCCUCGUCGACAAGAAGUUCCUCAACGACAUCAUUGUCUAUGACAUUGAGAACAAACUCUGGUUUGAGCCAGAAUGUACCGGCAGCGUUUCUGAAGGAAAAGUUGGUCCUACACCUCGCGCCUUUCAUGUUGCCAUCACUAUUGAUUGUCAUAUGUUCAUCUUUGGUGGACGCUCUGGUGGCAAGAGGUUGGGUGACUUCUGGAUUCUAGAUACAGAUAUAUGGCAGUGGUCUGAGUUAACCAGCUUCGGCGACUUACCUACGCCUCGUGAUUUUUCUGCUGCCGCUGCUAUUGGGAACCAGAAAAUUGUGUUGUGUGGCGGCUGGGAUGGUAAAAAAUGGCUGUCAGAUGUGUAUGUUAUGGACACAAUGUCUCUUGAAUGGAUGGAGCUGUCAGUUUCGGGGUCGUUGCCGCCUCCUAGAUGUGGUCAUACAGCCACCAUGGUUGAGAAGCGUUUACUUGUUUUUGGUGGCCGAGGAGGUGGUGGACCUAUCAUGGGUGAUCUGUGGGCUUUGAAGGGUCUAAUAGAUGAAGAGCGUGAAACACCUGGAUGGACACAACUCAAGCUUCCUGGCCAAGCACCAUCGUCUCGAUGUGGUCACACUGUCACAUCCGGAGGACAUUAUCUUCUGUUAUUUGGGGGACAUGGAACUGGUGGAUGGCUGAGUCGUUAUGAUGUCUAUUAUAAUGACACUAUAAUUUUGGAUAGAGUAACUGCUCAGUGGAAGCGCUUACCGAUAAGCAAUGAUGAGCCUCCUCCACCUCGAGCUUACCAUACCAUGACUAGUAUUGGAGCUCGUCAUCUUUUAAUUGGUGGUUUUGAUGGAAAAUCAACCUUCGGUGAUCUUUGGUGGCUGGUUCCUGAAGAUGAUCCGAUAGCCAAGAGGUCUUCUGUACCUCAACUUAGAAACCCUCCUGAGACUAAAGAGUCAGAGAGAGAUUUGGAUACGCAGGAAAGAGGACAAGAGGGAUUCACUAUCGUCGACUUGCAAAAGAAAAUGGGAAUCUCUGUUGCAUCAGGGUUACUACGCCGUCAUAUCCCCGAGGAGUCAGAAGAUCAAGAGUUCGUUGAGUUAGGAACCAGAUUGAUUGAGGGAGAUGUAAUUGAUAAUCGAACCUCCAUGAUUCAGAUGGCAGCUGAAGCACUUCGUCAACAUUGGAAAGAGUCCACUGCAGAGACUUUGCAAUUAAAAGAGCUUAGUGCCUUGCUUCGAGAUUAUCAGCGACUUGUUACCUGAAAAUACACAGCUCAGGGCAGCUUAACAUCUGCUGAUUUUGGAAAGAAGACCUUUACGUUUUAUCAUAUCAAAACUUCUUCCGAGUUACGGAUGGAUGACAUCCCCAAGUUGCUGGAAGAAUACAAAACCCUUCUAAUCUGAAUACAAAACUCAUCAAGUAGCUGCCAAGAAGAUCACCAAGAUUGCUAUCAGCAUUACCAUUGCAAACCACAAAGCUAAAAAGUCUCAAGAGAAUCACAUCUCUGAUAGACAACUAUGUACAACUUCUUUUUAGCAAGAACAAAAAGAUACAACGUAUAUGUAAGACUUCCAUUAUCUCAACUUAAAUCCAUAUCUAAGCCUCUGCUCUUUUAUUUCUUGUUUGGGCUUUGAAAAUAGAUUGUUUUGCCUUGAAGCCAAUGCGAAAGUAAGGAAAAAAGUAGGCAAACUUCAUCUAUUAGACUUUGAAAUGGAUUACAACAACAACGGUACUCUUGAUAACUUAAA
Molecule: messenger RNA, 3647 nt
Organism: Brassica rapa (field mustard)
Lineage: Eukaryota; Viridiplantae; Streptophyta; Magnoliopsida; Brassicales; Brassicaceae
Product: protein GLUTELIN PRECURSOR ACCUMULATION 3
Molecular function (GO): protein binding
Source: RefSeq, a predicted model, not a curated record